Messenger RNA from Carica papaya (papaya), 1580 nucleotides. Its product is annotated as transcription factor MYB12-like. The record is from RefSeq and is a predicted model, not a curated record. NCBI's taxonomy places the organism in Eukaryota, Viridiplantae, Streptophyta, Magnoliopsida, Brassicales, Caricaceae.
UCAAAAAUCCCACAGAAAAAAUUAUUUUGGGCUGGACUAUAUAUAUAGAUAUAUAUAUGUAUAUAGGUAUAGGUGAAAAUCUCUGGCAUUGUUGGUUUCUGGCCUUGGUUUGUCUCUGUUGUGUGGGUGAGGUAUAGAGAGAGUUGGGGAAUGGGGAGAGCGCCGUGUUGCGAGAAAGUAGGACUCAACAAGGGGAGAUGGACGGCGGAAGAGGAUGAGAAAUUGACUAAGUACAUUCAAGCUAAUGGUGAAGGUUCUUGGAGGUCAUUACCCAAGAAUGCGGGGUUACUGAGAUGUGGGAAGAGUUGCAGACUGAGAUGGAUAAACUACUUGAGGGCUGACCUAAAAAGAGGAAACAUAACUACUGAGGAAGAAGAGCUGAUUGUUAAGUUGCAUACUGCUUUGGGAAAUAGAUGGUCGUUGAUAGCGAGUCAUUUACCGGGACGAACGGACAACGAAAUAAAGAAUUACUGGAACUCCCAUUUGAGCAGAAAGAUUCACAGCUUCAGGAAGCUUAUUUCAAACGAAACCCUUUCCAUCAUCGCCGACGUCGCAAAGCUCGCCGCCGCAACCAAGCCAAAACCCUCCGCUAAUAAACCAGGCAGUGGAAUCGGACGGCCGGCAAAGAAGAAGCGUAAAGCUCGGAAUGCCCAAAACGACGUCGCAGCGAAGCAGCCAGAAGCGAAGAUACCUUUGGCUUCGGAACCCACAGUGUCAUCAUCAUUGCCAUGUCCCCCCACUACUCCAGACCUGGACGAAGGUGCCAUGAGAGACGUGUACUGCUGCAUGAACCUGGAUCAUCCGUGCGCAGAGAGUGAUACGACGUCGUUCCAGAACCCAGCUGGACGUUCAAGUCCCUCUCGAGACAGUAGUUGUACAGGCCAUGCAGUUGCAGACGACAACGAUCAUGGAAUUCUAUUGUGUUCUAGUGAGGAGAGAGAACAGGCAUUAAAUGGAAAUUCAAUGUCGUGCCCAGGCAAUGGUGGACAGAAAGAGACGGAAACUCUGUCGGGUCCACACGACGUCGUCAUUAAUGGUGAUGAUGAUGGGAUGUUAUGUUUUAACGAGCUUAUGGGCGAGGAGCUUUUGGACCCAGAUGAGCUUUUGACAGUAAGUGAUUAUUCUGCGGUUGUGCUUAAUGGUGAUGAUCAAAGGACAAUAAUGAGUAGUGGUAGUGGUGGGAAUUGCACUAUGACCAGCUCCUCUUCGUGCUCCUCAGAAAUUUCUUGUUUGGAUAACGAGAAAUUUGAUUUAGGUAACAACUGGGAAUGGAUUGAUAAUUAUCUUGAAGGGCAAAAUGGGAUUUUGGACGUCGAGAAAGACGACAUGCUUUCUUGGUUGUGGGAUAAUGACGAUGGAGCAGGAAUAGGAAGCGGUGAAAAACGUAAUAUUAGUUUAGAUGAAAGUGAUUUUGAUAAGCAAAACGCCAUUGUCGCUUGGCUUCUCUCUUGAGUAUUGAUGAGUGUGUGUUAUGUCUUGAUUGUUUUUUGGCAGCUAGGUUUUGAACUAAUGGAUGAGUGUACAAAAAGUCAAUUGUGGCUUCUUUGUUUAUUUGUUUAGUCCCCAACAUUUUUGUUAAU